CUCUCCAAGUGAAGCACAUGCGCUUUGCUCCAUUAUCAUUACCUCACAAUUGACAUAACUGCUGACGGCUUUCGCAAUUUUUGAUUCACAAGGUUUAAGGCCAUGAAUGAUCCCGAACUGUACGCCCAGGCGAAUCCGUUCCAGGUUCGAGAUGCCAGCCAAAUCCUGGGGGUCUACAAGAAGCGGAUGUCGCCCGACGACACUGACAUCGUUUUGGACAUUGGAUGCGGUACGGGAGACGUCACCACGAGAAUUCUAGGACCAUCGCUGGGCCGCUUCGAGCUGUUACUCGGGGUGGACAAAUCCAGGGACAUGGUGGAGUAUGCACAGCACCAUUACGAGGACGAAAAUAUUUUCUUUGAAGUUCUCGAUAUCGCUGGAGACGUUACUGAUUUCAGAGAUGAAUGGGGCACCUUCUCCAAAAUAUUCUCUUUCUACUGCCUGCAUUGGGUGAAGAACAUCAAGAAGGCUCUGGAAAAUAUUCAAAGUCUGAUGAAGAAUGGCGGAGAGGCACUCCUGGUCUUUGUGGCUCAAUGCCCCGUCUUCGAGAUGUACGAAAGAAUGGCCGAAAAUGAGAGAUGGAAAAGCUACAUGGAGGAUGCAAACGACUUCGUUCCAAUGACUCAGCACUUGGCCCAGCCAUCUUUCGUCUUCUCACAAAUGAUGGAGGAAGUGGGCAUCUCUCCGAUUAACUGCUCCACAAUGAACCGAACCUUUGCCUUCACCUCGACAAAGAUGCUUAGAGAUUGCAUGGUUGCUGUGAACCCAUUCAUCAACAAAAUACCACUUCAGCAAAGAAAUGAAUAUAUUGAAGACUGCGUCAAGACUCUUUCAGCAAUUAAAAUAGAGUCAGGAAAUGUCAAUGAAAAUGAAGCCUGCUGCUUUUCAUAUAAGCUCUUGGUUGCACAUGGUGCAAAAAACUAACAGACCAAGUUUUAUUUGCUCUUACAUAUAUUCAGGAAUCUAACAUAAUACUAAAAUUGAGUGUAUGUUAUUGCACUGUGUCCAAACAUGAUAGAGAGUAUCUAAAAGCAUAACAGGAAUCAAAAUAUUUACUUUAACAUCUAAUAAGAAUGCUUAAUUUUUAUUGGAAAAAAAAAUGUAUAAUAUUUUAAAUAAAUGUAUAAUAUUGCGAAGUUUCUAUAUAAUCAUAAAAUAAAUCAUAAUAAAUUUUCAUUCAAUGUACUUCCUUUUUACUUAUUAUUUUAAUAGGACCAAUGUUUAUUUUUAGUCAGAAUCAUCAUGAAGUGUAAAACAGAGACUUUUAUUAGGUACAGAUCUAUAUCUUCCUGAGUACUCAUAUUCUUUACUAUCUGGUAAAUAAAUGUAUAAUUAUAAUUAUGAAACAUAAUUAUAGAAGUUAACUAUCAUCUGCAUUACUAAAUAACUUUACUGAACGAAGAAUGAUGGAAUGCAGAAGAUUUUGGCAAAUGUGAAUAUGUCAACAUUUUUUGAUAAUAUGUUGCAAUUUUAUAAUCUGAACAUAGCUUGAUUUGGUAAUCGAAGAUAACUACUACAAAAAACAUGACGCUUUUUAUUAAAUUAUCUUCAUUAGAAAUAUACAAUCAUACCAAGUAAAUUUUGCCAGAUUUAGCAAACUAUUAUUUUAUUACGAACUCUAUUGUGAAUUUUCCUAAAUGUAAAUAGGGACAUAUGAUAGAAAACAGCAGUGGGCUUGUCUACAUAAACAGAACUAGCCCAUUAGAUAUUUAAACAACAAUCAUAAAUUCUUUAUCAUUUUGGAACAGAUUAUUUUGAACUUUUGUAUAAAAACAUUUUAUGGUAUGUUUAAAAAUCACCUUUUAUUCAAAAUACAAUUCAUUUUUUUAAUAAAAAAAUUAAAAUUGCAAAUUAUUCUCAAGUAUUUGUUAAGCAUGUAAAUUUUUGCAAACAAAAAUUUAAAUUCUCUAACAUUUUGGAACACAGUGUGUGCAAAGUAUCAAUAAAGGUAAUUUUAUUUAGAUUAAUAAGUUUUUAUGGAGUUAGACAGCAGUUAUAUAAACAAAUGCUAACAAAAACUGCUUGGAAUUUAACAGCAGUUACAUAAACUAAUAUGUGAAAGAUAAUGUUAUGUUCUAAUAAUGUAACCAGGAUUUAGUUGAUAUAUAAUGACUAACAAUUAAAUUGUAGCAGCAAAUAAAAAAAUCUAACAUUAAUA
This is a messenger RNA of Argiope bruennichi, 2158 nucleotides long. RefSeq names its product juvenile hormone acid O-methyltransferase-like. The coding region runs from base 103 to 924 and encodes 273 amino acids. Lineage: Eukaryota; Metazoa; Arthropoda; Arachnida; Araneae; Araneidae. The record is from RefSeq and is a predicted model, not a curated record. The transcript has 5 exons.